GGAGCACCUUCUUCGACUCAGAAAAGAAAAAACGUUCACUGUUGAGAAAGACCUGUUAAAAGUCGAGAACACGGGGUAAUUUUCUUAUAAGCACUAUUUUGUGUCGCCAGCAAACAUCAAUUAUCAGAUUACAAAAAGAGAGGAAAUUAAAGUCAUCAACGAGUUAGGAACUUACUGUGACAUGCGCUUCUCAAUCGUUAUUUAUUUCAUGUUGAAGGAAGAAGUGAAGUAAAAAGCGCCUUGACGGAGCAGCCAGGUGUUUUUUUGCAGAUCUUUCUGGUUCUUCAAAGUCUCACACGCGAGGAGUGUUAGCUUGUGUUUUAAUAAGCAAACAUUGUAGAAAUGGUCCCAAACAGCUCUUUCAUAUUACAGCAAAUGCAACGUGAAUUAGCAUCACGAGGAACAGCAAAAGUCGUGGCGGAAAGUGGCACAUUUUUUCUUUUCAUGGUCAUAGUCCUGUUUGGGAAUUCUCUGACUUUGUACAUCGUGUUAUCAAACCGUCGCUUACGGACUGUGCCAAAUCUCUUUGUGGUUUCCCUGGCGUUAUCUGACCUUGGCAUGGGGGUGCUAUCCAUGCCUAUGUGUAUCACUGUGCUUAGUGUAUCGGGCUGGCCGUUUGGGGAUUCUGCAUGUCAGUACAAUGGCUUCAUCGCUGUAACUAUGGGUGUUUCUUCUACACAGACCCUCGCUCUGACCUCAGUCAAUCGCUACUUCAAGGUAGUCAAACCCAGCCUGUAUCGCAAGUACUUCACCAUGCGUGCGACCAUCAUUUGUAUCCUUAGCUCGUGGUUUCUGGCAACUUUAGCUACAAUCCCGUACCUCGCGUCAGGCUCCCGAAUGAUCUUCCACCCCGGCAAGUAUGUCUGCUACUUGCACAUCAAUGCUGGGUGGUAUGUCGCUUUUGUCGCUACGAUCUACGUAGGGUUACCAAGCAGCGUGAUUAUGUUCUGUUACUUCCACGUAUUCAAAGCGGUCAAAGCGCACCAGAAACGGUUCCAAAACACCAACAAUAAUAGUAAUGUGAGCGUUGAAGAAAUCAAGAUCACCCGGACGCUGUUCGUGGUGGUUGUUUGCUUCAUGUUCUGCUGGUCCCCUAUCCUGAUUAUCGAUCUUGUGGAUACAUUUCGAGGCUUCUGGUCCAUGAACAGGGAGACAUAUACCAUGUGGAGCUUUCUCGCUAUUGUGAGCAGUGCAGUGAAUCCUAUUAUUUAUGGCUUUUUCAACCCGAGCUUCAGAAGGGAAUACCUAAAGAUACUGCUAUGUAAGAGAGGUCGAUCCGAGGAAGGAGUCGCUAGAAUUACCGUAAAGUCAGCUAAUUCUACAGCGCCAUCAAAUGCAACGACCGCUACGAGACUUCGCUGAGACAGCUGAGGAUGGGAUACCAGAAUAUCGGUGGAUAUAAUCGCGAAAAAAUCCAGAUGCAGCGAUUUUCACUCAACUUGACAGUUUGUGUUUUGAUGUAGCUAUGGGCGAGAUUCUACAACGUUAAAAGCAAAAAUUCAGACACGAAAUACAAGCCUAAAUGGGUUGAAACUUCCUUCAGACUACACCGUAGUCUAUUACAGACACAGUUAA
Nematostella vectensis (starlet sea anemone) is the source of this 1575-nucleotide messenger RNA. RefSeq names its product melatonin receptor type 1B-A. Gene Ontology annotation, molecular function: neuropeptide Y receptor activity. NCBI's taxonomy places the organism in Eukaryota, Metazoa, Cnidaria, Anthozoa, Actiniaria, Edwardsiidae. Gene Ontology annotation, cellular component: membrane. The transcript has a single exon. Gene Ontology annotation, biological process: G protein-coupled receptor signaling pathway. The record is from RefSeq and is a predicted model, not a curated record. The coding region runs from base 343 to 1362 and encodes 339 amino acids.